Messenger RNA from Mugil cephalus (flathead mullet), 4300 nucleotides. It is a transcript of the gene msi1b, whose product is annotated as musashi RNA binding protein 1b. Gene Ontology annotation, molecular function: RNA binding. The coding region runs from base 1434 to 2483 and encodes 349 amino acids. The record is from RefSeq and is a predicted model, not a curated record. Gene Ontology annotation, cellular component: cytoplasm. Lineage: Eukaryota; Metazoa; Chordata; Actinopteri; Mugiliformes; Mugilidae. The transcript has 18 exons.
AGCCUAAAAACUAUAAACAAAACUAAGGGAUGUUGCAUUUGGAGAGGCUACAGCUUACAUUUUACGGACGUGGACUGAGAAAACAAGCAAAGAAAACUGGGCUGAAAAGUAGUGAAGAGAGGAUUAUACUGUGUGUUGACCUUCAUUCCGAUUCACCUCCGCAGCACCGUUUCUUUCCUUAAACUGUGUGACUUUAAGGAAAGUUGGCUGGAAGGAUAAGUUGGAAGCAAAGUGGAAAGGAAAGAGGGCACCCUGAAUGGCACAAACCCUUUGAGAGUUAAUGUGGUCUUUUAUCUUUCUUCUCACUCUUUUCAGUGUAAAACGCUCACUUUCUCUGCCUGGAUCACCUUAUACCUUUCUCAGGUUCAGCCUAUCAGCACCUUUUUGUGUCGAGCUCUUGUUACUCCACCCCACCCUUGGGAAGAUGGCAUUAUACUGUAUUUGGAAGGGUAACAGAGCUCCCUCUAUCUCCCUGAGACAUGCCACUGACCUGUAAUUAAGUCCCAUUGUACUAUUCAGAGGAAAGUCCUCACCAAAACGGACAGAGGGCAGUGUGUGUGGAUUUCCAGCGGCUCAGAUACCGCUGUGACUAAUGCUCCACCACACAAGCAGGGUUUAUCAAAAAGGAACACAUGCAGCACACAUUAGAGCCUGCAUUUUCCCUCUCCAGAGGACUCAAAGCUAUGUUGAUUGGUAAUGAGAUACAAUCCAUGCUGUCCAUCUCUCAUUAGUGAACCAUUGCUCGCCGCCUCUGCCUCUGUGUUCUCACCGCUUAGCUCUCUCUCCCCCCUGUGUUUGUCUCUGCCUCGGCCUAGUGUGCUCUCCCCCUCACCCCCAUCUCCAACGCCACCAUUCAACCCCAUUGAUCAUGCAUGCAGAAAUUUAACACACCCCUUAAUUCCUGUCCAAAUAGCCCCUGUCCCACUUCCAGAGCUUCAUCUGUUCAUCUGCGGAGGAGAGAGUAGGCCUCUGUGCUGGCAGGACCCCGGCGGCCGUGCUCAGCGAGGUUAAACCGGCGUUGGAGAGGACGGUCGCGAAUCUAAAUCUGUGCCUGUGCAUCCUACGCCACACACUCUGAUCUUGCGGUUGCUCCAUGAUAUGUGUUUCCACAUGCAGCCAGUCCGAGAUGAUGAAAGCCCACGUGGCAUCUGCUGUCUCUCCGCCGGGCUUUUAUUUGGAAAGGUCAGACCGGAGGCAGUAGGGUUGAGAGCAGGAGACCGUCACGCCGGAACCUCGGUGGUGGGAUGAGAGAGAGGGACAGCGGCGGGGACUGAGUGGAGGAGGAGGUGGAGUCUGUCCCAGCCUGCAUCUGGCCCGCUCCCCUCUCUGUCACCCCGGGCCAAACCCGCCCAGCUCACUCACUCUCCGCCUGUUUUCCCGCACGGCUCGGCCCGGACACACUCAGUCAGUCACACUCACCGCGAGGACACGGAAUGGAGACGGAAGGGAGCCAGAGCAGCCUGUCCACCACGGACUCCCCUCACGACCCCUGCAAAAUGUUCAUUGGUGGACUCAGCUGGCAAACAACUCAAGAGGGUCUGAAGGAGUACUUCUGCAAGUAUGGCGAGGUGAAGGAGUGUAUGGUGAUGCGAGAUCCGGUUACUAAGCGCUCGAGAGGGUUCGGAUUCGUCACCUUUGUUGAUCAGGCCGGCGUGGAUAAAGUUUUGGCCCAAACCAGGCACGAGUUGGACUCAAAAACAAUCGAUCCCAAGGUGGCGUUCCCUCGCAGAGCUCAGCCCAAGCUGGUGACUCGAACCAAGAAGAUCUUUGUGGGCGGCCUGUCGGUUAACACGACCAUCGAGGACGUCAAGCAGUACUUUGACCAGUUUGGGAAGGUUGACGAUGCCAUGCUCAUGUUUGACAAGACCACCAACAGACACAGAGGGUUCGGCUUCGUCACGUUCGAGAAUGAGGACGUGGUCGAGAAAGUGUGUGAGAUCCACUUCCACGAGAUCAAUAACAAAAUGGUGGAGUGCAAGAAAGCUCAACCCAAGGAGGUGAUGUCUCCCACUGGCUCGGCCAGGGGGCGCUCUCGGGUGAUGCCCUAUGGGAUGGACGCCUUCAUGCUGGGCAUUGGUAUGCUGGGUUACCCGGGCUUCCAGACUGCCACCUACACCAGCCGGAGCUACGCUGGCAUCACUCCUGGAUACACCUACCAGUUCCCUGAGUUCCACUUAGAGAGGACUCCCCUUCUGACUUCACCCCACCCCCCUGAGCUCACAGCCAUUCCUCUAACGGCAUACGGACCAAUGGCAGCAGCAGCGGCAGCAGCAGCAGUGGUCAGAGGAUCGACCCCGUCUCGCACGGCUGGAUUUUUAGGUACGAGCAGCCCUGGUCCGAUGGCGGACCUUUACGGAACAGCCAGUCAGGAGUCGGCCGUGAGCAGUUACCUCAGCGCUGCGAGCCCUGCCCCGAGCACUGGAUUCAGCCAUAGUUUGGGGGGCCCUUUGAUUGCCACGGCCUUCACUAACGGCUAUCACUGAGAGUGUGAUGCAGAGCUGUAGACUGAGAGCUGGAAGGAGUUGAAGCUGCUUUGGAGCUGAUCUGGCCUGUCUCUGUCCAGUCCGCGGCUCCGGCUCAGGGUGGCUGAACCUUCACCCCACCCACACUGGUGUCAGCCACAUCCAGUCAACUACUGACACCUCACUAAACCCCCAACUCGUUGGGGGCAGAAAAAAAAGUUUAAAACCCUUCACAAAAGGAGCGAAAAAGUAUAUCACUACAUGUAAUAGCAACACAUUCAGAUGCUGUAUUUUUGUGUGUGUGUUUUUUUUUCUUUUCUUUUCUGUUAUGUUUCACUUUGUUGUUUUUUUUGUGAUGGCUGCGUUAUUUCAUUAUCUGUUUUGGCUGUGUUUUAUUGGGUUAUUCGACCUCUUUAACCUGAUCUCUCUGAGAUAAGAGGAGUUCAUUCUCCGGGUGACGCCUGUUUGAAGGUCAGGAGUUGUAAUUUGUACUGGAAAAAAUGUAUAUUUGUCGCUAGUUCAUACUGAAUUUUAACAUUUGGCAUUAAUACUAUUUCUUGAAAAUGUUUCACAAAGUGUAUAUCUUGGUAGGUUCUUAACAUUGACUUGUCACACUAAUAACGGUCCGACGACAAAGGUCAUUAGUCUCAUUUACUCAUUAGGCCUUCACAAGGUGUACAAUUUUGUAAAAUAAUGUAAAUACGACUGGUUUCCGGGGGGAGGGUCCUGCUGUUUUCUUUGUGUCUGGGAGGUGGGAGGCUAUUGGAGAAGUGGUACGAUUGCUUCUUUCAUCAAUCAGUUGGAAAGCUUGACUGUUACGUCUCAUCGUUUCACAUGGAGGUGGAGAACAUUUCAGUUGUCCUGUCUACGUUAGACCAGCCUCCUGCUGUAUUUCUCUCCCGCCGUGAGUCGUCUAUGGCGUUCAGAAGCUGCCUCAGAGACGAAACACUUUGAGUCCAGUCGGAGAGAGGCUGAGUCUGGAACAACACCUAGCUACUUUUGGCAGACGACGGUGUGAGAACACUCCUUUGUCAGGAGAGGGGUGGGGGUGUGGGGAAAAAGAUGCUGUUUUCUUACUUUAUCAUGUUGUUGUUUUAACUGUGAUUUUCAAUAUGUGAUGAAUGUUUGUGAAGGAAAAUGAAGGAUUAGUGUGCAGGAGCGGUCAUGCACAGCUAGCAUGUUCAUGGCCGACUCCCUCUGCAGGUUGUGUCGAUGUUUGCGUGAGCUUGUUGGUUGGUUUUGUUCACACUGGUUUCCAGUGCGCCGCUCGAGGGGACGGUACCUCAGUUGCAAAUGUGAAAUUUUAAUCUGACUUUUUUUUUUAUAUAUAUAUAACUACAUUAACAUCAAUGUCAAGGUACGGAUGGUUGAACCUUUUAGAAAGGUGGCAACAGGAACAGGUGGGGUCUUAUUAACUUGUUUACCUGUCUUACCCCCCACCCUAUCCAUCACUGCAUAUCCACUGGAGGUCACAGACUGUAGCCAUGUGACAGCUAUUUUUAGACCAAAACAAUUAUUUUCAGAGCUACUAGGAUGUUGCACUGGCCGAUCACGAUAAAUGUAUUAUUUCCUUCGAAUGUUAGCUUAAAGAACAAAGCACUCUCAAUUUACAAAACAACUGGUUUUACAUUUUCUUACACUUGCUCUCACUGCUGUGGGCUACGAAGGUAUUUCAGAAUGAUGAUGAUGAUGAUGAUGAUGAUGAUGAUGAUUUCACUGAAAAAUAACAAUCUUGUCAACACUGUAACAUUGUCUGAUUUACUUUUUCCUGUCAUGUGUAUUCCUUUUGGGGGAAAAAACUUUUUAAAAUUCCUAAUAAAUUAUUUUAAAACAUUCCA